This is a messenger RNA of Mycotypha africana, 599 nucleotides long. RefSeq lists its product as uncharacterized. Bases 173 to 355 code for a protein of 60 amino acids. The transcript has 2 exons. NCBI's taxonomy places the organism in Eukaryota, Fungi, Mucoromycota, Mucoromycetes, Mucorales, Mycotyphaceae. The record is from RefSeq and is a predicted model, not a curated record.
GUUUUCUUACUAAAGCCCACGCCAUUGAAUGCCUACAAAUGCAUAUCCGCCUGCAACUUCCGACAACUGUCGUUGACCCCAUUUCUCAUUUGUUUACCAACUCCCCACUCGACCCUUAAAACAGCAUGCCAACGCCCCAGUUAACUGGAGUAUAUCUUGGGCAAUUGUCCAAAUGCUUCUUUAUGAAAUCGAUUAUCUUCAGCACGAGAAAAUGCCCCCUACCCCGUCAGAAACAUUAGGACAGCCCUUGCUAGACUGGCUUUAUGCGUCCACUACCGAUCAUUACUUGAUUGUCCCGUUUUUACCUAGUCAGCAUUGGGACCUACUAUCUUUUUCUUCUCUAGUCCCCUUUUAGGGUUUUUACUUCCAUAACUAAAAAAUCAUAGUAAAAAGUAAUCAUUCUAGCACCUUCAGCUCAGAUUCCUGCGAUUUGUCAGUUGUUGACUGAGAUAGUUUCAACGCAAAAAAAAUUUGAACCUACCCAAAUUUGAACAAUAGAUUCCUCUCGAUCAACUUGAUCGAUUUACACGAUGGAAGCACAAAUCAGAGAAGUAACGCUUGUUAUAUUUAGCUUAAUAAGGUUUUGGUAGUUCUCUAUC